Gracilinanus agilis (Agile Gracile Mouse Opossum) is the source of this 379-nucleotide messenger RNA. RefSeq names its product WSC domain-containing protein 1-like. The annotation marks the transcript as partial. The record is from RefSeq and is a predicted model, not a curated record. The transcript is spliced from 3 exons. Lineage: Eukaryota; Metazoa; Chordata; Mammalia; Didelphimorphia; Didelphidae.
GCCCCUACGUGGGCUGCUUCGCCGAGGGCGACCAGGACCGGGCUCUGAAGGGGGAGGUGUUUUACGACCUGAGGAAGAUGACGGUGGCCGGCUGCCAGGAAGCCUGUGCUGAGUGGACCUACGUCUUCGCGGGCCUCCAGGACGGCACCGAGUGUUACUGCGGCAACAGGCUGCCCCAGAGGAGCUGCCGCGCGCAGGAGUGCAACCGCGAGUGCCGCGGGGAGAAGGGCUCCGUCUGCGGGGGGCCCGGCCGGCUCUCCGUCUACCACGUCGGGGGCCUCGUGCUCCGCUCCUCCAAACGUAAAAGGGCCGGCCAGGGCGAGGGGACCCGGAGGCCUCCAAGUGCCCGGGCGGCGGCAGGCACUGCGGAGUUCCGGAG